AUGGAACUAUUACCCAACGAAGCUGGCGAUCUGUGCCAGGUCAUGGAAUACUGCGACGCAGGCAGUCUUCUCGACCUUUUAGAGCAAGUCAACAAAAUCUCACACGACGAAGCAGACUGCUUCACGAAACAACUUCUACAUGCAACGCAAUACAUCCACAGUGUUGGUGUGUCGCAUCGAAACCUAAAGCCCGAAAACAUACUUUUGACGCGGCAGGGGACUCUGAAAAUUACAGAUUUUGGCUGUGCGGAAUGUUUUAGAUUACCAUGGGCGAAGGCGGCGACGCCUCCAAAAACUCUUUCGGUGAUUCAGACUAGUCAGCAACAGGACUUGAAAGGGACGAUUGCAUAUAUGGCGCCAGAACAGUUUAGGAAGACGGCAUUUGAUCCUGUGGCGGGAGACAUGUGGGCUGUCGGGAUCGUGUAUUUUGCCAUGAGAUCUGGCCGACUACCCUGGAAAAGAGCUACAGAGGAAGAUUCUUUGUACCGCACAUAUUCAAGGGAAUUGGAGAAUGGACGGGGGAACAGAUACAUGGACCUUGUAGCGGGAGAAAUUCGCCGAGAUACACUCUAUUCAAUAUUGCAGCCAAAUCCUCAAUCAUCAUCUCGCUUGCCCGUCGCCAUCUUCGUUGGCACCGAAAGUCUUGCACUGGGUGAGGAAAUGGACAACAAGCCAUUGGAAGUCGAAAAAGAUAGUGAAGCUACCGAUGUCGAAGCAAAUCGUGCUGGUCGCAUCACUUUCCUCCCGGAUGAAAGAGACCAUGUCAGCCGACCCCGAACACAAGACAGAGGGAGUCGCAGUCGCCGCCGUUCUCUAAGCCGAUCUUCUAUUAACAGCACCCGCUCUCGCUCCGUUUCCGAGGUCCCCAUCGAAUUUCGACGUCUGAGUUAUCAGCUCUCAGAAUCUCAGAGAACUCGUGUUGUGGACGAUGAUGAAGACGAAGAGGAACCUCAUCUCGAGCCUGUCGAUCGCAGCACCAGCAAAAAAGACACAAAAGUCGACAACACUGAUGAGGCCUUUGCGAAUCUCGAGUUUCACAGUCUGCCUCCUGAGCUCCUAUGCAAGCAGCUCGGUGUCAGUGAUGCAGAUGGCCUCUCACCCUCCGCGGCCGCAGAGCGUCUUGCCCGUGACGGUCCCAACGCUCUUCCUCACCGACGUGAAAACUACCUCCUCAAACUCCUGACUUACGUCUUCGGCGGAUUCUGCUCCGUCCUCUGGAUCGGCGUUAUAAUCUUCUUCAUCUGCUGGCGCCCACUCGGCGAUCCAAAUCCUCAACCCUACAAUCUCGGUCUCGCUAUCCUCGUCCUCAUCGUUAUUUUCUUGCAGGCGUCCUUUUCCGCCUUCCAAGAUUGGUCGACUGCCAGAACAAUGAAGGCCAUUUUGGACCUUCUUCCUGCCGAAGCUCUCGUCGUGCGAUCUGGACAGUCCGUUCGUGUCCCAUCGUCCAGUCUAGUGGUGGGCGAUAUAGUCAAAAUAAGCAUCGGCAAUAAAGYCCCCGCCGAUAUGCGUCUGCUUACCACCUCUGGCGACGUACGAUUCGAUCGAUCCAUGUUGACCGGUGAAUCUGAAGAAGUCGAAGGAGUCACCAACCUGACCGAUGAGAAUUUCCUCGAAACCCGUAAUGUCGCCAUGAUGGGAACUUUAGUUACAAAUGGUACAGCCACUGGAGUUGUUGUACUGACAGGCAAGAACUCAGUCAUGGGCCACAUUGCACUUACUACAACAUCAGUCAAGAGCCAACCUACCCUCAUUCAACUCGAGAUCAGCCGCUUUGUCAGGAUCAUUGUCUGUAUGACUAUCUUCCUUGCUGCUUUGCUGUUGUGUACUUGGGCCGGCUGGCUGCGCAAGGAUCAUGCCGCUUUUAUGAAUGUCAUUGCAAUGCUGGACGAUGUCAUGGGUUGCGUGGUCGCGUUUAUCCCUGAAGGUAUGCCGGUGGGCGUUGCUCUGACGUUGAUGAUGAUUGCUCGGCGCAUGAAGAACAACAACAUCCUACCCAAGGGUCUGUCAACGGUUGAGACACUUGGAUGUGUCAAUGUCAUCUGUUCCGAUAAGACGGGAACAUUGACUGAGAACCGCAUGACGGUCGUCACAGUUGCGUUUGUGGAUGAGCGUAUGUCUGCAGAUGAUGCUGCUGUUGCUUAUAGAAGCUCAAAUACAGAGCCAAUCCGCGAACUGCUGAAAGCCGCUGCUAUCUGCAACGAUGGCACCUUUGAAGCCUCGACUCUCAACAUGCCAGCAAAGGACCGCCUCGUUCAGGGCAAUGCCACCGACGGCGCAUCACUCAAAUUCGUCGAUACGGUCGAAGAUGGUUCAUGCCAGAGAUUCAGAGAUAUCAGCCCCCGCGUAUUCGCCGUUCCUUUCAAUUCGUCCAACAAAUGGAUGCUCACACUCCACAAAUCUGAGUCCACCAACGAAAAGGGACACGAAAACCAGAUUGAGCAGAUCGACCGACCAAACUAUCUGCUGCUUGUUAAGGGUGCAUCGGACAUCCUCUUACCGCAUUGCACACAUUACUGGUCCUACAAGCAAAAUAGCAUUCAGACUCUCGACGACGACGCCAAAUUCCAACUCGCAACUCUGCAAGAGAAGAUGUCUCGCAACGCCGAACGAGUUAUCAUGCUCUGUCAACGAACAAUCACACCCAGCGAAACUCUAGGCUCAAAUGCCUUUAGCGACGAAAUUCGUGAAGAUGGACUUUCAGACUUGACGCUUAUCGGUUUACUAGGUAUCGUUGAUCCGCCACGUAAAGAGACUGCAUCAACCGUGGCAUCUUGUCGUCGGGCUGGUAUCCGUUUCCUCAUGGUCACUGGAGAUCUUGGUCUUACCGGAGCAGCGAUCGCGAGAGACGUUGGUAUUUUCUCCGGGUCCGCGGAUCCAGAUACUAUCCACACAAUUCUCAGCAAACGAGAUGAUGUCCAGGAGAGCAGCAGCACCGACGUCAACAGUGACUGGUCCCAGACGAGCCUCCUGCUUGAAGGCCCGUCUCUUUCUCAGCUCACGGAUGCCGACUGGGACAUUAUCUGCGGCUACCAAGAGAUCGUCUUCGGUCGUACGAUGCCCGAACAGAAACUGCGCAUUGUCAAUGAAUUCCGCUCACGCAACUACGUCGUCGCUGUCACCGGUGAUGGAGUCAACGAUGCACCCGCCAUGCGAGCCGCAGACGUCGGCAUCGCGGUCGUCUCAGGUAGUGACGUCGCCUUGGAAGCAGCCGAUCUCGUGCUCAUGGACAAAUUCGACUCGAUCGUCGAAGCCAUCCGCCUCGGUCGCCUCGUAUUCCAAAACUUGCAAAAAGUCAUCAGUUACCUCUUGCCUGCUGGAUCAUGGUCCGAGAUCUGGCCCGUGUUGAUGAACGUGUAUUUCGGUGUUCCGCUUCCACUCUCUUCAUUCCUCAUGAUUAUCAUCUGCGUCUUCACCGAUCUGUUCCUGUCGCUCUCCCUAAUCAUGGAACAAGAAGAAUUCGACCUCCUCGACCUUCCACCCCGCGAUCAUCGCAAAGACCAUUUGAUUAACAUCAAAGUCUACAUCCAAAGCUACCUCUUCAUCGGCGUCAUGGAGACAAUCGCAGCACACGCCAUGUUCUUCCUCUAUUUCUACAAACACGCCGGCAUCCCCUUCCACGCCCUCGUCUUCGCAUUCGAGUCCUACUCCGACGGGUUUUAUGGCUACACCGCCGACGAAUUGACAUACUUCAACACCGUAGGCCAAAGCGUCUACUUCAUCACCUUACUCUUCUUGCAAUGGGGCAAUAUCCUCAGUGUACGGAAUAAGCGUCUCUCAAUCCUUCAAGCUGACCCUAUACGCAAGGAGCGUCGCAAUCCGUGGUUGUUGGCUAGUGCUAUCAUCAGUCUUGCGAUUGCGAUCUUUGUCACCGAGGAGCCUGGCUUGCAGCAGAUCUUUGCGACGGCGUCGGCGCCGAUUGAGUUUUGGCUUUAUCCGAUUCCGAUGGCGUUGGGCAUCUUGAUGAUGGAUGAGAUUAGGAAGUUGGUUGUGAGGAUUUGGCCAGGAGGUUGGCUUGCGAAGAUUGCGUGGUGA
Molecule: messenger RNA, 4032 nt
Organism: Talaromyces amestolkiae
Lineage: Eukaryota; Fungi; Ascomycota; Eurotiomycetes; Eurotiales; Trichocomaceae
Exons: 3
Coding region: 1-4032 (1343 amino acids)
Biological process (GO): protein phosphorylation; intracellular potassium ion homeostasis; intracellular sodium ion homeostasis
Cellular component (GO): membrane
Molecular function (GO): ATP hydrolysis activity; ATP binding; protein kinase activity
Source: RefSeq, a predicted model, not a curated record